AUGUAUGGGUUUAUGGUGGGAGCCAUAGUUCUCACCAUGUGUGGCAAUCUGAUGGUGAUCUUCUCUGUCCUCCACUUCAAACAGCUGCAUUCUCCAACCAACAUGCUGAUCUGCUCCGUGGCCACCACAGACUUUUUGCUCAGCAUCAUAGUAAUGCCAUACAGCAUGGUCAGGACGGUGGACUCCUGUUGGUACUUUGGAGACGUCUUCUGCAAACUCCACACCUGCUGUGAUAUCAUGCUGUGUACUACUUCUAUUUUCCACCUGUGCUUUAUUUCUGUGGAUCGCUACUAUGCUGUGUGCACCCCACUUCACUACCUCAACAAAAUCACUGUCCCUGUAGUUCAAGGUUUUUUAGCGAUUAGUUGGUUCAUCCCGUUCUUGUUUGCUUUUGGACUUGUUUUCUCAGAGCAAAAUGUGGAAGGCAUUGAGGAAUAUGUAGCCUCCCUCUACUGCUAUGGAUUCUGUACUCUCGUUUUUAAUAAGCUGUGGGGAGUGAUGUCUUCCUUUAUAGCCUUUUUUCUUCCCGGUACAGUGAUGGUGGGCAUUUAUCUCCAUAUAUUUGUUGUUGCAAAAAAACAUGCCCAGCAAAUUGCUCAGGUUUCUAGGGCCUCACACUCUGGAUGUGACACAAAAGGGAAAAUCUCCACCAAAAAGGAGAACAAAGCUACUAAGACCUUAAGCAUAGUUAUGGGAGCAUUUAUUAUUUGUUGGCUUCCUUUCUUUGUACUUACCAUUACAGACCCUUACAUUGAUUUCACGACCCCUGAAGACUUGUACAAUGCCUUUCUGUGGUUGGGAUAUUUCAAUUCCACUUGUAAUCCCAUCAUUUACGGUUUAUUUUACCCUUGGUUUCGCAAAGCAUUUAGAAUGAUUAUGACAGGGUCCAUUUUCUCCUACUGCUUCAAAUCUUCACUCAUUUGUUUCUACACUGAUGUUUCUUGGACAUCUCAGAAAGCUGUUAAUUAGCUAAGCUGUCCCUUGAUGGUAGAAUGUCAGUACCAUGGCAGGAAAGACAUAUCAGCAGUAUCUGGGAAUCAGACACCGUAGGUUAAAACAAGCCAUGGGUCAGGCUCCUGACCUCUGCCUAAAACUGACAGCAAUUCCUUUACCUAGCAUGAUUUUCACAGAUUCUCUUUAGGAAGAUUUAUUAAGAAGAAAAGGCUGGAGUUACAAGAACUCUGACAGUUGAGUUAUUUCCCAACUACAUAGGAUGGAGUCUGCUUCUUUUUCACUUUUACUCCCUUUCUGUGUGCCAGUGAACUUUGUUAUCCUUCACUGAUAACAAAGGAGCUUGCAGUUGCCAGUUUACAAAACCAUCUUCUAAAUCCUGUCAGUCUGAGAAGUGAUCAUUAUAUCAGGGUAUGUUGCUUCAAGCAAUGUCUGCUCUGGAAAUUGAUCUUUUCAUGAAUAGUUGUGGUCACAGUGGGAGAAUGUCUAGUUGCAUGUAAUAGUGGGGAUGAUCUUGGGAGAGAGCAGGAAGAGUCACAGCCUAGACAACUGUCAUGCAAAAGGUAUCUUAGCCCACAGAAGCAAA
Messenger RNA from Python bivittatus (Burmese python), 1537 nucleotides. NCBI's taxonomy places the organism in Eukaryota, Metazoa, Chordata, Lepidosauria, Squamata, Pythonidae. The record is from RefSeq and is a predicted model, not a curated record.